Messenger RNA from Sorex araneus (European shrew), 1928 nucleotides. RefSeq names its product histone deacetylase 3 (gene HDAC3). The transcript has 15 exons. The record is from RefSeq and is a predicted model, not a curated record. Bases 89 to 1375 code for a protein of 428 amino acids. NCBI's taxonomy places the organism in Eukaryota, Metazoa, Chordata, Mammalia, Eulipotyphla, Soricidae. Gene Ontology annotation, molecular function: histone deacetylase activity.
GGUGCGUGCUGACGUAAGACGCACGGCUGGGAGCGGGGCGGGUGGCCGGGCGGGCGGCGGAGGCACGGGGCCUGCUCCCGCCGGCACCAUGGCCAAGACCGUGGCCUAUUUCUACGAUCCAGACGUGGGCAAUUUCCACUACGGGGCUGGGCACCCCAUGAAGCCCCACCGCUUGGCAUUGACCCAUAGUUUGGUGCUGCACUACGGGCUCUAUAAGAAGAUGAUCGUCUUCAAGCCAUACCAGGCUUCUCAGCAUGACAUGUGCCGCUUCCACUCCGAGGACUACAUCGACUUCCUGCAGAGAGUCAGCCCCACGAAUAUGCAAGGCUUCACCAAGAGCCUCAAUGCCUUCAACGUGGGCGAUGACUGCCCCGUGUUCCCCGGCCUCUUCGAGUUCUGCUCCCGUUACACCGGUGCCUCCCUGCAAGGAGCCACGCAGCUGAACAACAAGAUCUGUGAUAUUGCCAUUAACUGGGCUGGCGGGCUGCACCAUGCCAAGAAGUUUGAGGCCUCUGGUUUCUGCUAUGUCAAUGACAUUGUGAUUGGCAUCCUGGAACUGCUCAAGUACCACCCGCGGGUGCUCUACAUUGACAUCGACAUCCAUCACGGGGACGGUGUCCAGGAAGCCUUUUACCUCACCGACCGGGUCAUGACCGUGUCCUUCCACAAGUACGGAAACUACUUCUUCCCUGGCACAGGUGACAUGUAUGAGGUCGGAGCGGAGAGUGGCCGGUACUACUGCCUCAACGUGCCCCUGCGGGACGGCAUCGAUGACCAGAGUUACAAGCACCUUUUCCAGCCCGUGAUCAACCAGGUGGUGGAUUUCUACCAACCCACGUGCAUCGUGCUGCAGUGUGGAGCUGACUCUCUGGGCUGUGACCGCUUGGGCUGCUUCAACCUCAGCAUCCGAGGACACGGGGAGUGUGUGGAAUAUGUGAAGAGCUUCAACAUCCCCCUGCUGGUGCUGGGUGGCGGCGGCUAUACCGUCCGGAAUGUGGCGCGCUGUUGGACGUACGAGACGUCGCUGCUGGUAGAAGAGGCCAUCAGUGAAGAGCUCCCCUAUAGCGAAUACUUCGAGUACUUUGCGCCGGACUUCACGCUCCAUCCAGAUGUCAGCACCCGCAUCGAGAAUCAGAACUCUCGCCAGUAUCUGGACCAGAUCCGCCAGACAAUCUUUGAGAACCUGAAGAUGCUGAACCACGCGCCCAGUGUCCAGAUCCAUGACGUGCCCGCAGACCUGCUGACCUACGAGAGGACCGAUGAGGCAGACGCAGAGGAGAGGGGUCCCGAGGAGAACUACAGCAGGCCAGAGGCACCCAACGAAUUCUAUGAUGGAGACCAUGACAAUGACAAGGAAAGCGACGUGGAGAUUUAAGAGUGGCGGGGCAUGCUGUGUCCCAAGGAAUUCCUUUUACCUCCUGGGCCAGAGGGAAAAGAUGUCAUUCCCCCAGCCUUGGGCCAGUCAUUCUCAGGGCUUUUAGCAAAGGGGACAUGCUUGGAGACCACAUCUGGUUCUAGAACCAGCUACUCUUUCCACCCCUCCCACGGCCCGACAAUGGUACCUGCUAGAGAUUGGAUGAGGACAAGGAUAGCUGUCUCUAAAAUAUCUUGGCUCUAGAAACGAGGCUCCAGUUCCUCUGACCCUCGUACCCUUCCCUGCUUUCCUCCAACCUGAGAUCUCUAGGCUUGGGAGGAGAGGCAGGACCGAGGUAGCCUCGCCUGGGUUCUCCUGAUGCAUGCCUUGCUUCCGGUGCAGGUGGAGAGGGAGGGGUCCUAGGGACUCUGACUCCCUAACACCUACUAGCCCUCUAUGAUGGAAAGGACGGUUGAGAGUUGGAGGAGGAUGUGAUAACGUCCUUUUCUAACUUGGCUUCGUGUUCAUUUUACCACUGUUUUUAAUCCAAUAAACCAAGUUGGUAUUUUUUGUA